Megachile rotundata (alfalfa leafcutting bee) is the source of this 990-nucleotide messenger RNA. It is a transcript of the gene mRpL53, whose product is annotated as mitochondrial ribosomal protein L53. The record is from RefSeq and is a predicted model, not a curated record. NCBI's taxonomy places the organism in Eukaryota, Metazoa, Arthropoda, Insecta, Hymenoptera, Megachilidae. Gene Ontology annotation, cellular component: mitochondrial large ribosomal subunit.
UGUUUAUGUUGGUGGCACUGCAAUCGCAAUUAAUUCCCUUUAAAUUACAUCUAUUAGUGAUAGUAUAGGUACGCGAUUGCGUGUUAGAUUUCCGAAAUGUCGAUUCCUUUUAAUGGAACUCGUACGCGAUCGUUAGGAUUAAUGAGUGCGAUUAUAAAACAACUAAACAUCGUAACCUUAAAACCAGUAAAAUCAAUCAACAUACAAUUUGAUCCCUUUCAUGAAAAAUCUUUGGAAAUAAGAGAUUUUUUCUUUCACAUUACUCGUAAGAAGACGGUUGCAACUAAUCCACGUUGUAAUAUAAAACCACAAAUUGUUUCGGAUUUGUCUGAUCCCGUAAUCACAUUUAAAUUAUUAUCUGGUGAUAACGUGGUAUUCAAAGCUGCAAAUUUGUCAACUUUAAAUCUUUUACAACUUUGCAACAAAUAUAUUACACCGUUAGCUCCAGUUGAAUCAACCACUGAAGAUAAAAUUGGCAAAGCAAUUGUGGAAGCACCAAAACGAAAGAAAAAAUAUCCAUUUAAAAUACCACCAGGAAACAAACGUAGAGGAUUAGUUUUAUAAGUAAUAGUUUAAUAGCUUAUACAUAUAUUAAUAACUUUUGAAAUAUUAAAAAAAAUAAUGAAUAUAAGUACAGGUAUGAACUAAAAAAUAAAAUAUCAUUAGAAAAAUUUAUAUUUAAAUCAACUUAUCAUUUAUGUAAAACAUCAACCUAAUUUUCUUCUUUCCCAUUAUUUGUAAAUUCAUAGAAAAUUAAACCUACAUUGUCAAUUGAUUAGUGGAAACUAGCAAUCUUAUGUUAAUUGAAAAUUGAACUUUAAUUGUUUUCUGCAUCUAAAUAUAGAGUAAAAAGUAACCUGAUAAAUAUAUAUUUGGUCCGAUUUUAUUAGUAUAAAAAUUAUAUGCAUUUACGUGUGCUAAAGUUUGGCAAGAACUGAUUUGUCUUUCUUAUAAUUUUCACUUAGAAUAUCUUUUUAAGUUCUUUACUAC